Molecule: messenger RNA, 1419 nt
Organism: Lithohypha guttulata
Lineage: Eukaryota; Fungi; Ascomycota; Eurotiomycetes; Chaetothyriales; Trichomeriaceae
Exons: 4
Coding region: 1-1419 (472 amino acids)
Biological process (GO): proteolysis
Molecular function (GO): serine-type endopeptidase activity
Source: RefSeq, a predicted model, not a curated record
AUGGCGGACACGAAGCUGAAGAUCCUUCUACUUGCUCUUCUCUACUUGUUCUCUUCCAUUUCUUGUGAGAAGCACUGUUUCACUUUCUGGACAACCUAUCCCGACAAUUCCCUCUUAGGUCUUGGGAUUCCUGAGGGUCACCCAAAAUCGAACACCGAACUGGCUCGCAUGAUAGGUCAAGAUGGUGAGAUGACCACCUCCUGUAUCUCCCAGAAACUCGGUAACGCAGGCUAUACUUGGUAUGUCACUUCACGUAUGGAAGUUGACCUCGUGAACAGCAAGUACAAAUCCUUCAAGAUGAUCAGACACGUCUAUGACGUUGAAGAGAACAAGGACGGUUCUCAACCACCACGAAAGCGUUAUGGAGCCAAUAAUCCAACCAAGAAAUCGACUCGAUUAAGGAGGAGAGGAUUUACGAAACAGGAUGAUGCACCAAGACAGCUCAAGUUCCUCUCCCUGCCAGAGAGUGCGCACAACGAUUUGGAUAGCGCCACUCAGUUUGUGUACGACGAGACUGCUGGCAAAGGUGUUCGAAUCUACUUUGUGGACGGCGGCAUCAACCCCGACUCGGAUGCCUGGAAGAGUUCCGACGAACCCAACGGCCGCGAAAUCGGUUGGAUCUUCGCCGAACCCUUCUCUGCGCAUAGGAAAGAAGACUUGGCUGGUAGAGGACCCGUUGACGGUCAUGGAUCUUGCACGGCAGAUCUUGCUGCUGGUGCAAUCAAUGGAGUUGCGAAGAGAGCCGAUAUUACAGCGGUACAGACGAAUGUCUUCACGGACACCUUCCUGGAGGCCCUAGAUCUCGAAAUCAGCCUCGAUGGUAUGGCCCAAAUUUACGACGAGGUCGUCUCGAGGAAAUACAAUGACAAAGCGGUCGUUCUGCUUCCGUUCGCCUGGGGCGGUGGAGGAGAUGGUGAUGUUCACUGGGAAGCAUUCCAGGACGCAUUCUUCAAGGUUACCGAGGCCCUCCUGAAGAAAGGCGUCGCAGUUAUUACAGGCGUUCCGAACGGAGACGAAGUCUGCGAAGGACCACCAUGUAUCUGGGGCAAACCAGGAAAUGACCCCUAUCUGCCUGACUUGAUCACGGUUGGCGACGCCGACAUCAACGAUGGAAGUCACAUCUUCGAUCCAGAAUACCGUGACGACUGGGUGACGAUACAUGGUCCAGGCGAUGAUCGCAAGCGAGACGCCAACGGCAAAGAUACAGGGUUCCAGUGUGCAGCACGAACAGGCGAGGGCAACAACGAGGACGUUAUUCAGCACGGAACUUCUCAUGCUUCUGCUCUUAUCGCCGGUCUGAUGGCGUAUAUUAAAGGACACGGCUUCGGCCCUAAAGAGGCUCGACAGAAGUUGCUCGAGCUUGCCUAUAAGCGACAUCCCAAUGGUCCUAAAAUGCCGUGGAAUGGUGUCAUUCCUUGA